CUAAAAAGCUUCCCAAUUUCUUCAAAACCCUUCACUAAACCCCAUCAGUAAAAUGCUACGCCACCUCCGAACCACCGUCCGCCACCGUUCCACCAUCAUCCUUUGGCACCACCACAACCACUAUCACCGCUCAGCCAAGUACAACCCCCCCAAAACAGCAAAUCCACCCUCCCCACCGAAGCCUCCAAAAGCCCCUCAAAAACCACAAACAUUCACUUUCCAUGAUGUCACUUGGGAAGAUCCUUACUCCUGGAUGUCUUCUCUCCAAGACAAAGUCGCCAUGCGACAUAUGGACAUGUAUAUGGAACAGGAAGAGAAGUAUACUGAAGCUGUCAUGUCGGACACUGAGCGACUCCAAACUAAGCUCCAGUCUGAGAUGGCCUCUCGCUUGAACUUUGAUCUCUCUACACCUCCACUCCGUUGGGGUCCAUGGUUGUAUUAUAGAAGGGUGGAAGAAGGGAAGCAAUAUCCAGUGCUAUGUAGGAGGUUGGCAAGCUUGAACGAGGAGUUCAUUUCGCUUAAGUCUCCAAGUUCUGGAUUUGAUUUUACUUCUGGGAAGAGGAUUGAACAGAAGCUGCUUGAUUACAAUCAAGAAGCUGAGAGAUUUGGAGGUUAUGCUUAUGAAGAAUUAUCUGAGAUAUCGCCGGACCAUAAGUUUCUUGCAUACACCAUGUAUGAUAAGGACAAUGACUACUUCAAGUUAUCUGUGAGAAAUUUGAAUUCUGGUGCAUUAUGCAGCAAGCCUCAUGCAAAUCGUGUUUCGAAUUUGGCAUGGGUCAAGGAUGGGCAGGCGUUGCUCUAUGUCGUUACUGAUGAAAAUAAGAGGCCAUAUAGGAUAUACUGUAGCAUGAUUGGAUCAACUGAUGAAGAUGUUUUGCUGCUGGAAGAACAAGAUGAAAAUGUCUAUGUAAACAUAAGACACACAAAAGAUUUCCAUUUUGUGACAGCUAAUACAUUUUCUCCUACAUUUUCUAAGGUCUUUCUGAUAAAUGCAGCUGACCCCUUUUCCGGCAUGAACUUAGUUUGGGAGAGUGAAGGUAUUGUUCACUGCGUUCUCGAGCAUCAUCAAGGAUACCUUUAUUUAUUUACUGAUGCACCCAAGGAUGGACAAAUAGUUGAUAGUCAUUAUCUUCUUCGAAGCCCUGUUGAUUCUUCAUCCAAUCCUAGAAUUUGGGAGAAUGUAUUCAUUGGUGAUCAAAACUUGGUCAUAGAGGAUGGUGAUUUCUGCAACUCGCACUUGGUUCUUCUUACAAGGGAAGGUCGAAAAUAUGGAAUCUGCUCUGUUGCUCUACCAUUACCUGGUUGGAAGCAAGCCGUUCAUCUGAGAGAGCUUCAGCCUCAUUUCCUUCCUCUUCCAAAACAUGUUUGUAACAUUUCUCCUGGGCCAAACUAUGACUACUACUCCAAAACUAUGCGCUUCACAAUAUCAGCACCUGUGAUGCCUGAUGCUGUGGUUGAUUAUGACUUAUCAAAUGGCAAGUGGAAUAUUGUUCAACAGCAAAAUAUGCUUCAUGAAAGAACCCGGAUUUUGUAUGGUACAGCGUUGUCUUCAGCCAUUGCUGAGAAGACAACAAAUGUGAAAUUUUCUUCUAUGAAUGAUGUCAAAUCUGAAGACAGAAACUUGUGGAAUGACCUCUCUGAAUUUUAUGCUUGCGAACAUCACUAUGUCUCUUCUUAUGAUGGGGCUAUGGUUCCUUUAACUAUUGUUUACUCACGCAAAAAUAGAAAGGAUAGCCAAAGCCCUGGAUUGCUUCACGGACAUGGAGCUUAUGGUGAAAUACUUGAUAAAAGGUGGCGUAGUGAGUUGAAAAGUCUUCUUGAUCGCGGUUGGAUUGUUGCUUAUGCUGAUGUAAGAGGUGGUGGUGGUGGUGGUAAGAAAUGGCAUCAUGAUGGCCGACGCACAAAGAAACAGAAUUCAAUCAAAGAUUACAUCUCUUGUGCAAAGUACCUUGUUGAAAAAGAGAUUGUGCAAGAAAACAAGCUUGCUGGUUGGGGAUAUAGUGUCGGAGGACUCCUGGUUGCCUCAGCCAUCAAUUGCUGCCCGGAUUUAUUCCGUGCUGCAGUUUUGAAGGUUCCUUUUUUAGAUGCAACCAACACUCUGCUAUACCCCAUUUUACCUCUGACGGCUGCCGAUUAUGAAGAGUUUGGUUACCCUGGGGAUAUUGAUGAGUUUCAUGCCAUAAGGAAAUUUUCUCCCUAUGACAAUAUUCAGAAGAAUGCUCUUUAUCCAGCUGUAUUAGUCUCCACAUCCUUCAACACACGAUUUGGAGUUUGGGAAGCGGCAAAAUGGGUCGCUCGAGUUCGUGAACAAACUAUUUAUGAUCCCAAACACCCCAUACUACUUAAUCUAACGAUAGAUGUUGUAGAGGAAAAUAGAUAUCUUCAAUGCAAAGAGUCAGCUCUGGAGACUGCAUUUCUUUUAAAGACGGUGGGUUCAUAGAUUGGCUUUUAGAAUUCCAUCCCAUGAUUUUGCCACUAUCUUCUGCAAUGCAAGGAAGCUACAAGGUUAGGGUAUAUAUAUCUGCUGUGCCGUGGCUGAACUAAGAUAAUAUCAAUCACCUUUUACUCAACAUGCUCGUUCCCAUUUCAGGGAAAAACGAUUGGAAUUUGUCUGGUCUCUUUGGGUUUAUAUGGAUUUGGACUCUGCUUUCUUUAUGUCCUGAUAAUAGCCCCUUAUUCAAGUGGUUCAUCAUGCUAAAGCAGCCAUUGAUUUUUUGGCCAUAUGUUGCUUUCAUUCAUUGGGAUCAUUACCUUGUUAUCUGUAAAUGUCAGUGUACCUUAUCCCUUACGUAACAUCAAUGCUAAAACACUAGUCCUUGAAGAACUUUGAUUA
Molecule: messenger RNA, 2833 nt
Organism: Gossypium raimondii (Peruvian cotton)
Lineage: Eukaryota; Viridiplantae; Streptophyta; Magnoliopsida; Malvales; Malvaceae
Exons: 11
Coding region: 53-2440 (795 amino acids)
Biological process (GO): proteolysis
Molecular function (GO): serine-type endopeptidase activity
Source: RefSeq, a predicted model, not a curated record